CAGACCCGCCAAAAACAAUACCUCCAUUUUUCAUGGAGGUAAAAAGACUUUUUCGAGCGUAGAGUCCUAGCUAUAGGCAAAGUGAACUGUAUUGCUGGACAGAUCUAGAGUGAUGCCGGCUACUAAAAACCAGUUCUUCUGGUGUACGUACGCAAUCACUCUCUUCCCCAAGCUUCUCAGAAACCAGAAGACCACUUGAGAUCAAACAGGUGGAACCAUUUGACGCUUUACUGUGGUGGACCAAACAGUAAUAGACUUGCACCCAAAGACAUCUGUAGUGACGUGGUAUAAGGAAGAUCAAGGAUUGACGGAAACCAUUCCAGACAUCAUUGCUGGUAAAUAUCUUGAGGGUUCUUGUGACAGAUAGACGAGAUGGCCAGUGGUGAAGACGGGAUGGAUGACAGCGUAAGUCUCACCAAGAACAGCGCUGGAGAAGUCUUACUCGAAGACAAGAAACAUUGGAAGAUACUAUCGGAGUACUUGAAGGAGAAGGAUGAAAACUUGCUUGUGAGUCUUCGCGAAGAAGCCCCGAGUGAGGACAAGUCAGGUUGCCAUCAGUUGGAGGUUCUAAACGAGUGGAGGAAGACGGGAAAGUUGUGUGACUUCGCGCUACUUGUCGGCGAUCGGGAGUUUCCUUGCCACGUGGCCGUCUUGUCGGCAAGUAGCAACCACUUCGGCUAUCUCUGCCGUUACUACAAGGAGGAUGCAACUCCUGAGGAAAAGCGGUAUGGCCCAAUGGAUGAUGAAUUUUCGGCAGACAUCAUAAUUCAACUGCUGGACUUCUCAUACACGGGGAGAGUACAGAUGACGUACGAGACUGUGGAUGACUUGUCCAUGGCCUGCUUUCGGUUUCAGUUCAAUCGCCUGUUGGAAAUUGCGCCUGAUUCAUUUCACGAAAUCUGGAAAACUUAAUGUAAAGGUGAUGAAACUUGCUGACCAGGACUACUACCUAAUGGAUCUGUCCUACUCAUAUCUACCAAAUUAGGCACAAUUCAAACCAAGAAUUCUGAGAUCUCAUACCUCCAUGAAAUAUGUAGAGUUUAUGUAAUGGUUUUGUUUCAUUGAAUAUGGAAAUAAGGUGGCAAUUAAUAUAAUGUAGUUUAAUUUAUGGUGUUCUAAACUCAACUUACAAUAUUUUUCUUGUAUCCUUUCCUUUGGCAGUAUUUCAUUUGAACAUCCUCAUUUAUACUUCCUCAUUAAUUAUGCAAAUCACCUCUAUAUUAACAUAAUAUAUGCAUAGUGUUGUUAAUAUUUAAGUAAC
Branchiostoma belcheri (Belcher's lancelet) is the source of this 1261-nucleotide messenger RNA. RefSeq names its product kelch-like protein 21. The coding region runs from base 373 to 912 and encodes 179 amino acids. The record is from RefSeq and is a predicted model, not a curated record. Gene Ontology annotation, molecular function: protein binding. NCBI's taxonomy places the organism in Eukaryota, Metazoa, Chordata, Leptocardii, Amphioxiformes, Branchiostomatidae. The transcript is spliced from 5 exons.